Messenger RNA from Carassius carassius (crucian carp), 1733 nucleotides. It is a transcript of the gene fuz, whose product is annotated as fuzzy planar cell polarity protein. Gene Ontology annotation, biological process: vesicle-mediated transport; non-motile cilium assembly. Lineage: Eukaryota; Metazoa; Chordata; Actinopteri; Cypriniformes; Cyprinidae. The transcript has 2 exons. The coding region runs from base 252 to 1532 and encodes 426 amino acids. The record is from RefSeq and is a predicted model, not a curated record.
AAUAAUUCUAAACGGAACCAACAACAAGAUCAUGAAGUGUUUUAUAGACUGUACUUGCGUUCACAUGUAAUCUCCGGAAGGUGGCGGUAUGGAGCCAUCAGUUCUCUUUUACUUUCAUUGGCUGCGAAGAAGAGCGGAACCGCUGAGAUGUUGCUGUGGAUACGUGAAGUUUACAACUCCCAAAGCUUUUUAAGAUGUCUCCAUCACUGAUUGGUGUUUAGAGCCACUUUCCAUCCCAGUCUACAUUCACUAUGCUGCAAGCAGAGACCCUCCAACUUCUGUGCCUCACAUCCACCAGUGGGGUCCCUCUGUUCUCACGAGGCUCCGCAAAGCAGCUUCCCUUUUCCAUCAUCGGCUCCCUAAAUGGUGUCCAUAUGUUUGGCGCCGGCCACGGGGCUCAGUUAAUGAGCUGUGAGACAGAUCGAGGGAGCCGUGUGGUUUGGGGUGUCUUCCAGGAGAGCCUGAUGCUGAUUGCGGUGAGCGGCGGCGGGGGCCCUGCCAUCAGUGAGCUGCAGCUGCGUCGCCUGUUGGAGAACGUGUGGAACUGCAUGGUCCUGGUCCUGGGACAGGACGAGCUGGCAAACAUGCGCAAUGUGGAGCGGCUAAAACGGGAGUUGCGCUCUUGCUACCGCCUGAUUGACAUACUCCUGGAGCGCGUCAGUGACGAACAGGGAUUUAUGGGAGAUCUGACGCAGUGCGCUGACUGUUUGCUUCUCUCCCACUCAGGCUUGCUUCAGGAAGCCCUAGACUCCUUUACACAAGCAGCGGAGAGUGAAUUUGGCUGCCUGCUGGUGCACGGCCGUGUGGCACAGGCCACGGAGAAGUGGUGGUCUCGACUGUCGUCCCAGGAAGUUGUUGUGCUCUCAGUCUUGGUGCACUCGCUCUCCGGUGCAUCUUCAUGUGACUACCCCGUCUUCCUUCCCCAAGGAAGUCCUACCGUCGCAAUUCGCUUACUCAGUUUCCAACUACUGCCUGGAGUUCACGUGUGUGUCCUCUGUGGCCCCAAACCCUCUUUAUACAAGGCAGAGAAUGAGCUUAUCGGUCGUUUUUGGUCCACUUUUGUGGAGAACCUGCGUAACUGUUUGGAGCAGGCCAAACAUUCUACUCUUCCCCUAUCUGUUAGCCUUCGCUGGGACAUCCAGGCGCUUCUCCUCAUCAACCGUGAAUCUCGCCGUGCCGUCACCGUCUGCCCUCGUGUGCGCAGUGGCGCUCCUUCGGAGGCUACGCCUCUCCUCUCGUCAGGCAGGCGCUUGGAGCUCCUCCGUCUUUUUUAUACAUUUGCCAUGACUCGAUAUUUUAACUGUCAGGAGGCAUCAGUUUCGUCAGCCUCGACUACCUCGGAGGAUUUCUCUCAGGGUUUUACCCACGUCCCUGUGCAGUGUUACCUUGUAACAGAUGAGUGUAAGUGUUAUGGCCUGCAGAGUUCCCAACACCAGCUCUUCCUCCUCAUGGAUCUCUCUGUGCCCACGUUUGCCUUGCGUACUGUGGCUACACAGACUCUCUCAGCGAUUACUGCUGCAACUGGUUUUUAGAGCACUGGUUUGGACAUGUAUGGGUUACUUAACCAGGUACCAGAUUUACUGGAUUUGCAAAAAUGAACAGCUCAAGCAUUAAUGCUAGAGAAUAGUUCACAUAAAAUUAAAAGACUGUCAUAAUUUUCUUACCCUCAUGUCCUUAUAUAACCUGUUUGAGUUUGUGUUUUCUUCGAAAAACAAAUCUUCCAAAAAUGGUCC